Mizuhopecten yessoensis (Yesso scallop) is the source of this 1200-nucleotide messenger RNA. RefSeq names its product shematrin-like protein 1. The record is from RefSeq and is a predicted model, not a curated record. The annotation marks the transcript as partial. Lineage: Eukaryota; Metazoa; Mollusca; Bivalvia; Pectinida; Pectinidae. The transcript is spliced from 2 exons.
AUGGCCAGCAUUACCACCACCCACUACCGUGACUCCGCCACCAACUACUACUCCGCCACCCACUACUACUCCGCCACCCACUACUACUCCGCCACCAACUACUACUCCGCCACCCACUACUACUCGGCCACCAACUACUACUCCGCCACCCACUACUACUCGGUCACCAACUACUACUCCGCCACCCACUACUACUCGGCCACCAACUACUACUCCGUCACCAACUACUCCGCCACCCACUACUACUCGACCACCAACUACUACUCCGCCACCCACUACUCCGCCAUCCACUACUACUCGGUCACCAACUACUACUCAGCCACCAACUACUACUCGGUCACCAACUACUACUCAGCCACCAACUACUACUCGGUCACCAACUACUACUCAGCCACCAACUACUACUCGGUCACCAACUACUACUCAGCCACCAACUACUACUCGGUCACCAACUACUACUCAGCCACCAACUACUACUCGGUCACCAACUACUACUCAGCCACCAACUACUACUCGGUCACCAACUACUACUCAGCCACCAACUACUACUCGGUCACCAACUACUACUCAGCCACCAACUACUACUCGGUCACCAACUACUACUCGGCCACCAACUACUACUCCGCCACCAACUACUACUCGGCCACCAACUACUACUCCGCCACCCACUACUACUCGGCCACCAACUACUACUCCGCCACCCACUACUACUCGGCCACCAACUACUACUCCGUCACCAACUACUCCGCCACCCACUACUACUCGACCACCAACUACUACUCCGCCACCCACUACUCCGCCAUCCACUACUACUCGGUCACCAACUACUACUCAGCCACCAACUACUACUCGGCCACCCACUACUACUCAGCCACCAACUACUACUCGGUCACCAACUACUACUCGGCCACCAACUACUACUCCGCCACUCACUACUACUCGGCCACCAACUACUACUCCGCCACCCACUACUACUCGGCCACCAACUACUACUCCGUCACCAACUACUCCGCCACCCACUACUACUCGACCACCAACUACUACUCCGCCACCCACUACUCCGCCACCAACUACUACUCCGCCACCAACUACUCCGUAGCUGUUGGUCAUCCAGAUGAAGUAGAUGAGAUAUUUGAUGCCAUUUCCUACAGCAAGGGAGCAUCUGUCAUUAGGAUGCUGCAUGACUAUAUAGGGGAUGAG